ACCAUCUAUUGUGAAUCAUUGCCGCUAUAAAGUUUGUUGCUUGUGUAAAAGUAAUUUCUGAUAUUUUUGAUGCCAAAUUAUUGUGUUUUAAGUGCAUUUAUAAAAGAUUGGAGCGCAUUUGCAUUUAAAAGUUAAUAUGCCUGGUGGAAGUGCGAAGAAGCAAAGUCCUGGAGUUGACUCGUCGCGAGCAAAUACAAGUAAUAGUUCAGUACGAAAUGCAAGCGGAUCAACGGGGAGUAGCAGGGCGCGCAAAAGAAAGAGAUGUAAAGUCAAGCGGUUUAGUGAUAGUGACUUGGAAUCCGAAUUAGAGGAUUGCAAUAUGGAGGACGCAAUUGAAAUCGAAAAAAAGUUGCGAAAAGUGGCCAAAGACAACGAUCUAAGUCACGACGAGAUGCGACAAUUGAUACAGAAAUUUGUUAAAAAUGAACAUAUACUCGCGUUGGUCACUCUUAAAGCAGAAGAUGAGAUUGCGCGUGAACGCCGGGAAUCCGAACAACCAGCCAUAAUAAUUACUGAUACACCCUCUGUGCCUAAAUUGACGCGCGCCAAAGCACGCGAGUUGAAUAAAACGCCUGGUAUUACAUUGUCAGCAAUAAAUGAAAUUAAAGCGCCGGAAAUCGCAACACUUAUACAGGACGAAUUACAUUCAGAUGAAGACGAUGAGGAGUAUGUCUUCAAAGAGGAGGAUUUUAUUUCCGAUGAUGAUCCAAAUACCACAGCUUCCGAUUUGGAUUCUAAUCCGCGCACACCACAAACACCUUAUUCUCAGACAGAAACCGAAGACUCGCCCGUAAAGCUAACCGACGAUGGCUGUUUCAAAAUACCAUUGGAAAAACAUAAAAGUGCGCGCGAAGAUGUGCGUAUUGCGGCGCGUACGCGUUCAAAAUUAUGUUUGGAGCAAAGAGCUAUCGAAGAUUUAGAGUCUGAGUUUGUGCCGCCUGAUGUGGAACAAAUUGAUUUGCAAGACUUUGAUAUGACUGCGAACGAUGAGGAUUGGAUGCAAUUUUUAAACGAUUUUUCAAAACCAUUAAACACCAGUUUUGUAGCAGAUGAAGAUGAUCCCAUUAAUGAUCCCGAGUAUGUUGCAGCCGAGAAGAUAUUUGAGGAUGCCGAAGAGUUGCGUGACAUCAAUAUACCCAGAAAAGAACUAACUGAUCUCGUGGCUGAACUCUUCGAAGGUCUAGUCAAUGAAGGUGUUUCACUUGAAAGCAUUGAAUUGAAUACACCUGAAAAGUUUUUAUUACAUAACUACGGCGAAACAAGCAUUACUGCAGACAAUAACAAUAGUCCGCCCACUGAGAGGCUGAAUACACCUGCCAUUCCUGUUAAUGAUGCACGUGACCAUGUAGUAAGAGCGCUAAAUUUUAACACACCAACAACACGUGCCUAUAAUACGCAAGCGCCACCGACGAAUUAUGUUGCUGAUGUACCACCUUUAGUGCCCAUUAAUAAUAGACCCAACGUCACUGUCAAUGAUUACACAUUCAAUCCGCAUGUUGUGUCCACACCAUCAACGCAACUACAAGCGCCGGUGGCAUAUACAAACAGUCCCGAACAAGGUGGUAGUCAAGUUGUAACACUACCCGCGUCCAAUUUUUCGUCGGAACCUGAGUGGAUAGCUGUUAAAAUACCCGGCCAAAGUAACUCCUAUCAAUUGGCACGCGUUGUACCCAAUGCUAAUGCCUUUGGACCACCACCACUGGUGAGAAUACAGCCACAGCGAUUGAUGCCAGCACGUCCAGCUGAACAGUCUGCUACCCCGAAAGCCACAGAAGAUCCACGUUAUAGUGUACCAUACGACACGAAUUUUACAUAUGAAUAUAUUUCCAUUCGAAAACAUGUGUAUACUGAAUACUUAAAGCGAUUUGAAAGUGUACGCAACAUAACGCAUGAUGUGUCACAAAUCUCCGAGUUACCAAACGAAGCAAUAGGCUUUACAAAACAACAACAUGAUAUAUUACAACAACAGCUACGUAUACACGUACAAAUGCUAACACAAACAUUUAUACAAAGCUACUCACAUCCGAUCUAUUGGAAGCUGUCGUUUAAAGCGAAAGAUAUGCUGUUGGAAAUCGAAAAGAGAGCACAGGACGAUGCAUCGUUUAGAGCGUGGAAUCUCAAGUCAGCAGUGAGCCUUAUACAACAAUGGGAAGAAGAUUUAAAUAAGGAUACACCGGAAAACAAAGAAAUGAUGAAAUUCAUACACCACGAAAUUAGUAGCACCAAAAGCAAUUGUCGCCAAGUGCCACGUUUUCCGCCACGCAUUAUGGAAUUCGUAUUGAAUAGCGAAGUUUUCAUGUAUCCCGAAUAUUUGCCGCGCAUACCGUUCAUAUCAAGGCGUAGCAAGUACGAAGCGUUUGCACCUGCCGAAAUGCAACUGAUUGCAAUGGGUCUGGAACGGCAUAUACGUAAAAUACGCGAAACAGGUGAGGAAAUAUCGAAGAAAACCUCGGAGUUAAAGGUGGUCGUGCAACGUUUGGCAAAGGAUACCGUCUACGGCAAGUCGUAUAGACGUAUAUGGGCUCAAGUAAAAUGCUUGAAAAGCGCAGAUUAUUACAAUCCCGUGAAGUACUACUUCGAAUACAAACGUGCGCCACCAGUUCAACACAAACUUAUUUAUUUCGAAAACAACAAAGUAUUACUGCCUAAGGAUCGUUACACAGAGCUACCGUUGGCAUGGCAAACACAUAUUGAUGAGAAAAGACGUGCGGAAAGAAGAAAACGUGGUGUUUAUGCAACUGAAAAGGCUGGUUCGUCCUAUUUGGAAUUCGUACGUGAAGCUUUGGGCGAAGAUAUAAGACUACCUGAUAGCACAACUGAAGCCUCAACACCGGACAACAGUGGUGCUAACUCAACGUGGUUUUCACAGACAAAAAACAAUACAUUCUUCACGAAAUCUCGUUCGAGAAGAAAUAUUGCUAAUUGCGUGACGAUAAAUGUAAAUUAUCAUUUUACUGGUGUUACCACUACAAUUGGUGAGCCACAACAACCCACCAAUAACGCAACUGCUUUAGCGAUAGAGGAUGCAACUCCUACGAGCAAAGAAAAUUUGAAUGCUUCAGAUUUGGGAUGUACGCCAUUAUCAUGUGCGUCUCCGUUAAAGAAUUCGAAUAUCGCUUCAUUCAAUUACGAUUGGCGUUCAAAAACUUUGCAACCGAUUGUUGAACCGAAUCAAAGUGGCGCUAGCGUGAAAUCUACUACUUUGCGGUGUAUAAGUGAAGCGCGUGAUUCAACAGUUACAUCAGCACGACGCAAGUUGCAUUUGCCAAGUCGGCUUAAAGCUGCGCACUUGAAAAAUACGCGCUUCAGGACAUUCCGCCGUGCGAGUCACACAUUUGAACGUCAUAAGAAAAAUAAACGCCAACGGCAGCAUAAAUUAGGCUUUUUAUUGAAUAGCUACCGCAAUAAUUUAAAGCUCAAAGAAGUGUUCUACAAACGUGUGCCAGUUGUGCGCACAGUUUACAGAUAUUUCAAAGCUUUAGAGUUGUACACAAAUUUGUUAAGAGAUCUCAAAAUGGCUUGCCGUAAUGCUAUCGCUGCCACAACUGCUGGUGGUGUCACAACCAGCAAUACGCAACCGUUAACUACUAGUACGCCUACUGCAAUGCAGCAAAUACCGACAGCAAAAUUUUUUGUGCAUAGUGCACAACAAUAUUUCGGUAAACGUGCGCGCGUUGAAGAGGACGCCAAUGUCUCGCGCAGCAAAAAGGCAAGCCGACAGGAGGAAAACUUCAAACAUAUGCUGCUGCCUGAUACGGCUGAGGAUGCAAAUCGCAAAGAUGCAAUUUACGCGCUUAACUUUUAUGAGAAGGUGGAGGAAGCUUUCAAAGCUUCUAAUCGUUCUGAAGACUGCAAAAAAUUCAAUCAUAUACUCAAAACAUUCGACCCGCGUCGUGAUAAGGUUUCGGAUUUAUAUUAUAAAUUAGAACAACUUUUUCUGCCCGAGCAUCCUGAGCUGGCUCAGGUGUUUCUCACAUUUCUGUUACCAUCUGAAGCCGCAGAAAUAGGCAAAUUCUUCGAGCAUUUCAUGAUUAACAAUAUGACUACGUUUAUCAACAAAUUGAAUAUUUAUUUUAAUAAACAACCCGCGCAAAUACGUAAAAUCUACAAUUGCUUAGCUGAGUUGGCUGAGGAUCCGGAGGUUACUAUGAAGAAGGUUGAAUCAAAAAUUUUACCGCUGCUCAAGGGCAAUCAAUUCCUCAUUGACUGGUUUUUGCAACAAUUUACCGAGGCUAAACCACCAGAGAGAAUAUUUUCAACGCCAGAACAAGUAAACUUGAAGGAAGUCGAAAUCAGACCUAAUCUCUAUGAAACGCUCAAUGAUUCCACCGAAGUGGCAGCGCCUUGCUGUGAACUGCAGCAGCAGCAACAGCAACAAAACCAAAUACACAGCUGUCAGUUAAGGUAUAUAAAUGGCCGCAUCUUCUAUGGCAAUAAAAUGACGCUGCCCGCUAAACUCUCCUUCAUGGCGAGUAAUUGUCAGCCUGAAACGGCUGAAGAAUGUGAUAACGAAGAGCUGUCGGAACAACAAAUGCCCGAAUGUGUGCAUGGUAUACGAGAGCAUGGGGAGAAACAGUUGGCGGUUGCUGCGGACAAAGCGGCAGCAAAUGCGGCGGCUGAUUGUAAUAGUGAUGACAAUGAGGAGGAAGAUGUGUCUAAAGUGCUUAUAGUCGAUACACCGAAUGACGAGGACACCACCUCUUCACUGGAAGUAUGUGACGAUACUGCUCUUCGUGCACAUGCCAUGCGUCUUAAUCCCGCCUAUUAUGGUAACACCUGCUUUGCGCCUGUUACAAGCACACCAAAUACGGGCACUAACUAUGCGCCACAUCAUCCGAAUGCUAAGAAGUCAGCGUUGAAUUUCAACGAGGAGGGGAAAAUAAUAUCACCACGCAAACAUCCAACACCAGGUGCACCUACAUGCGCCAACACAAGCUUAACUCCGCUGCAAUGUCUUUCGCCAAAUGACGCGUGUGCUGCAACAACAGUUAACACACCGACUGCUAAUGCGGUCAGUAGUGUUGAAAGCAACGCGGACGCACAGCAGCUACGCGAUAAACGCAAAUCACCCACAAAGAAAAUUCGUUCACCUUUAUCAGCGUCACGCUUACGUCCAAGCUGCAGCACACAACCAAUGGUUGUGGUGUACGAACACAGUUCGGCCAUUGCUUGCGCGAAGAAACUACAAUCAUUAAUUGCCGAAGAAGACUGUGAAGGUGAAAUCGAUAAUAAAGAUCGCCUGGCUAUUGUAGCUUGUGUCAAAAACGUCAGCGACACGAGUGUAGGGUCGCCUGAUGCAGAUGACAGCGUUAUACUGCAAUCGCAUGAGCGUCGAGCAGGUUCACCGCACACGCCGCCACUGCUGUCAGUCACCAAAAUGGAGCACAGUGAUAAUUCCGAUGAUUUGGAAUUCAUACCAGAAAAUACUGAGGUGACAAAUUCAUUUGCGCACGCCUGCUACGACACAUUACAACAAACAAAACGUGCUGAUAGCAGCAUGCAGGAGUUGUCAAAUGCGUCCAAUCCUACGGCCACAACUGAAAGUUACACUGAAGAUUGUAAAUUGGAGGUGGUUGCCACAUUGAGCGCUUCAACGCCAGCUGACGUUGCAGCGACAUGUAAAUCCACUCGGGCCGCAGUUAAAGCAUCCACAGCUUGGACACGCGAGGAGGACAAGCUCAUAUUGAUCGAGAUGAAGUUGAGCGCGGGCAUAGAGAAGGAGCAACUCUUCCAGCGCAUGCAUGACAAGCUGCCAGCGCGUACUUUGGCGGAAGUUAAAGAGCGUUAUAAUUUCCUAAUGGACUUUCUGUCAAAACUGCAGGGCAAAUAAGUAGUUACUUUUGUUUAUUUAUUGUCUAAGAUUAAGUUUGUAUUAUUACCGUAAAUUUUUUUUCUAAUAAAAAUUCGGCAAAUCGAAUUUCGCGUUAAGAAUUCCAAAA
Zeugodacus cucurbitae (melon fly) is the source of this 5939-nucleotide messenger RNA. RefSeq lists its product as uncharacterized. The transcript has 15 exons. Lineage: Eukaryota; Metazoa; Arthropoda; Insecta; Diptera; Tephritidae. Gene Ontology annotation, biological process: regulation of DNA-templated transcription. The record is from RefSeq and is a predicted model, not a curated record. Gene Ontology annotation, cellular component: nucleus. The coding region runs from base 137 to 5830 and encodes 1897 amino acids. Gene Ontology annotation, molecular function: transcription coregulator activity.